CUGUUUGAAAGUAGUGAGUGACUCCAUCAUCUAUGGAGGAGAAUAAGAGCCCUGAGCUCGCUCAAGCUCCAGGGCCUGAGUUGAGCCAGGAUCCUAUGGAUAACAGCUUGAAAGCUGAAACAGAGGAAGAAAAAAACAACAAGGAACAGAGCGAUGAGGUGUCCAAGGAAAAGCUAGAGGAGUCUGAGAAAACGUCAAAGGCCUCUGGCGAAUUUAAGAAGACUUGGGGUUUCCGCAGAACCACCAUUGCCAAGAGGGAGAUGCCGGGGGAAGCUUCUGUCGAGAGCCCGGAGGGCAGGGGGGCGCCUGUCCGCCGCAGCGGCAGGCAGGCCAAGCGCACGGACAAACUGGAAGAGUUUCUCCUCACCGCCAAACGCGGACGAGGGUCUGGGAGAAGAAGCGCUCCCGCCCAGCUGGAAGGAGGCGACCCGCCUUCUCAGACGCCCACGGACGCGGAGACGGCGUCGGAAGCCAGCUUUGAUGGCAACGCCGAGGCCAAGGCAGCAGAGAACAAAAUAACCUCUCCAGAGAGGAAGAGGAGAGGCCGGAACAGAAAGAGGGGAGUAGCCAAGCCCAAGGGCGCUCCCGCGGGUUCGGUCAGCGACGAGGGCAGCUCUGAUAACGAGACGGAAGGUGGUGGAGAGACCAAAAAGGAGUCAGAGGACCAGCUAGAGAUGAAAUGCAGCGCAGAAGAGGCUAAGGAUGAAGAAUCGACUGAGCCAAAGGAAGAGGAGGACCCUGAAAAGAAAGAGGAACAAGAGAAAGAGGAAAACGAGAGCAAGGAAAAGCCGUCGGCGGAGUCCGGCGGGAGACGCGCCGGCAGGAGCCCUGCCAAAUCUGUCGGCAAACGAGAUUCCAAACCCAAAGCGGGGGCGAAGUCGCGUAAAGAGGAGGAAGACGAAGAGGACGAGGACGACGACGACGAUGAUGAUGAUGAUGAUGAUGAAUCGUCCAGCGAGUCUGAUGACGAAUAUGAUCCUAAUGCACUCUACUGUAUCUGCAGACAGAAACACAACAAAAGGUUCAUGAUCUGCUGCGACCGCUGUGAAGAGUGGUUUCACGGGGACUGCGUGGGCAUCACCGAAGCACGGGGCCGGCUGAUGGAGAGGAACGGGGAGGACUACGUUUGUCCAAACUGUACUGCCCAGAAGGGCCAAGCGGCUCGACCCGGCGCCUCCACGCCGGCCUCGGAGAACGGUAAACGGCCCUCUCUGGUCAGCCGCAAAGUGGAGACGAGCGCCGCCGCGGCGGGCGGUCAAACCAGUCCUUCCGCCGCCGCCGAGGAGAAAACCAGCGACGACCUGGGGAUCAAAGGAAGAAUAGAGAAAGCUACCAAUCCCAGCGGGAAAAAGAAAAUAAAGAUAUUUCAGCCGCAGGCAGCGGCGACGGCAGCGUCAGCUCUGCCCAAAUGCAUCGGCCCAGGCUGCGAGAGAGAAGCCCUGCCGGACUCGGUCUACUGCGGUAACGACUGCAUCCUCAGGCACGCGGCGGCGGCCAUGAAGUCCAUCACGGACGUGAAGGAGCCCAAGCCAAAGGAGAAGAGCAAAGCUCAGAAAAAAAGGACGAGCAGGUCGUCGGGGUCGUCCAACAAAGCUGAAGAGGAGGAAGAGUCAGAGAGUGACGAAGAAGACAACAACAAGGAUGCCGCUGCCGACGAAGGCGAUGAUGAUGAAGACAAGCAUGCCGAGGAACACCCUCCACCUCCAGCCAUGUCGUCCUGGUCCAGCGACCAUAAUUACAAUGCAGUAACGCCAGAAAAGACUACACCCAUUGCACCAUCUGUGUUAAACAAAUCGUCCACCCAGAAGGAGGAGAAAGAAACUGACGAACUGCAGUCUGAGAAAGAGGCAACACCUGUAGAGAAAAAGCCAUCCGCCAGUGCUGCGUCCCCCAAGGGAGGGAAGAAGUCCCCCGGGUCAAAGGGAGCAAAAGCCACCAUCAAGGGCAAAACAAGUGCUAAUCCUGCGAGCAGUGCCAAAGAUUACAAGAAACAAAUUCUGUCCCAGAGCAAAACCCUCAAGUCCAAGAAGACAGGACCCAGUCCUUCCUCAGCCCCUGCGGUGUCUGUGACUGGCCCUCCUGGCUCGCGACACCACGUUACCGGAGCCUUACGCGUGGCCAAGAGCACAUUCACCAUUCCCAAGAAGCAGCCCCAGACUGGGCAGAAAGAUGCCUCAGGUCCAAGCCCUUCUCCUACUUCCAAAACACUUCCAUCCCAGGCGUCUUCGGCACCAUCCAGCCAGACGCCCGUCGCUAAACCGGCUCAGCCCGCUGCGUCUGCCGCACCUUCUCAGCCUCCGCCCAACAACCAGAUGAGACAGAACAUCCGUCGCUCCCUCACCGACAUCCUUUACAAAAGGGUGAGUGACAGUGAUGACCUCUCGAUGUCAGAGAGUGAAGUGGGGAAACUCGCUGUCAGCAUUGAGAAGGAGAUGUUCAACUUGUGUCUCAACACAGACAGCAAAUACAAAAACAAGUACAGGACCCUCAUGUUUAACUUGAAAGAUCCUAAAAAUAAAGGCUUGUUCUAUCGUGUAAUUGGUGGUGAGGUCAGCCCGUUCAGGCUGGUGAGACUCAGUCCAGAGGAAUUGCUCUCUAAAGAAAUCUCUGAAUGGAGGAAGACUGAGAACACUGAGGUCCACGAACCCAGUGGUAGAGCCCAGGCUGGUCAGACCAAAUCAGGCACCAAACAGGAGGUUGCGGCCACUGACAUGGACAUGGAGGAGGCUCCUCCUAUGUCUGAUGGAGAUGUAUGUAUUCCUGCCACCUCCCAUUCUCCUGGCAUAGUUUCUUCAGCAGACCAGGAGGAGUCUCGUUCCUCUUCCUCCACCCAGGUCUCCACCUCUGCUCCUGCAUCCAACACUGCUGCAAAGACUAGUGCAAUGCCAGACAUCUUAAGCAACAUGCUGAAGGAUACCACUGCACAGCACAGGGCACAUCUCUUUGAUCUGAACUGCAAGAUCUGUACAGGUCAGAAGUCUGCUGAAGAUGAGCCGGCGCCAAAAAAACCCAAGUACACUAUCCCUAAAAAAACAGAGCCUGUAAAACCCAAGCCUGAGCCACAGCCUUCAAAGCCUCCCACAAAUGAAUGGCCCCCAGUCUCUCACUCUGCCCCUGAGAUGGCUGGGCCUGCACCAGUGGCUGCCGUGGAAGAUACCAGCAAUGUAUUACCGGCGCAGCAAACUCCAGCUCCUGCUGUAGCGCCAGCGGUUUCAUCCGUUACUAUCACACGUAGAGACCCGCGCACUGCUGGGCACCGCUCUGCUGUCGCUGUUUCUCAAGUUGGUCCUGAGGUCAGUGCCCCUGUAUAUAUGGAACCUCCAGUGGUGGGCGUGAAGGGAUCCAUGCCCAUGCCACCUCCGGCUCCCACAUCUGCCCCCAGGUCUGUCUUGCAGAAACCGACUCCCUCUCCAGAUGUGCGACAGUACAGCGCCAACACAGUCAGUGUGGCAGAAACUCCAUCUCAACCAGAGGGUGAGACCGCCUUGUUCCUAUCCGGACAAGAGAUGAUGUGGAAAGGAUUCAUUAACAUGCAUACUGUUGCCAAAUUUGUGACAAAAGCCUACUUGGUUUCUGGGUCUUUUGAGCAUCUGAAAGAGGAUUUGCCUGACACCAUCCAUAUUGGGGGCAGAAUAUCUCCAAACACGGUGUGGGACUAUGUUGGCAAACUGAAGACGUCGCUUUCAAAAGAGCUCUGCCUCAUCCGUUUCCAUCCUGCGACAGAAGAAGAGGAGGUGGCAUAUGUCUCUCUCUUUUCUUAUUUCAGCAGCCGCAAACGCUUUGGUGUAGUGGCCAACAACAACCGCCGCAUCAAAGAUCUAUACCUUAUCCCACUGAGCUCCAAGGAUCCGCUACCCUCCAAACUCUUACCCUUUGAUGGGCCAGGUCUUGAACCAGCUCGUCCUAACCUCCUUCUUGGGCUAGUAAUAUGUCAGAAAGACAAGAAGCGGUCAGGAGCUCCUCUAGAGGGUGAAGAGAAACGUUCCAAAAUUCAGGCCAGGGAUCCAGAUGAUACGGGCCUUCCUAAACCAAACCCUGUCAAAGCUGAAGUGAAACAGGAAAAAGCGAUUCGUUCUAGCCUGGAGACAAUGAUGAGCACUACACCUCCAGGAUCUCCACCUCCCCUUAGCUCCUCAGAGACCUCAAGUUCGUUUUCUGCAUCAUCAGUGUUAUCUCUCCUGUCCUCUGUCAAGGCGCCCACCACCACCACAAGUACAGGCAAAGAUUCUCCGUCUUCCUCAGCUGCUGCAGCAGCACCUGCAGUCGCUUCUCCACUUCAGACCAUUCUAAAAACCCUGUUUGGUAAGAAGAAACAGGACUCUGAGGCCUCACUCUCUCCCUCAGAGCCUGGUGCAAGUGAUGUCUCAAUGCCUUCUGUCCCCAUGCUGGACCCGAUAGUCCAGCAGUUUGGGCAGAUUUCUAAGGGCAAGCAAGUUGAAGAGGCAGAAGAUGACAGACCUUAUGACCCUGAGGAGGAAUAUGAUCCAACUGUGGGCUUUGGAACGGAGAAGCGCUUCGAUACUGCAAAAGAAGCUGUGGCUAGCAAGCAAACAGAAGUCACAGCUAAAGGGUUGGAUGAUGUGGCCUAUGAUCCUGAAGAUGACUCCAUUUUUGACGAGGUGAGGGUUGAUGCGUCAGGUCAGUCUAAAAGCACUGCUGGAGGUUCAUCUCUAACUGAGCAACAAAAAAUGCUGGAGGACCUCAAUAAACAAAUAGAGGAACAGAAGCGUCAGCUAGAGGAACAGGAGGAAUCCAUGCGUCAACUGCCUACUGGAACAUUAUCCAUGCCACUCUCUGUCCCUGAAACUUUUAUUUCGCAACCCGCCAAAUCGCUUCUUGCAAAUAGCCAGUUGCUGCAGCUUGGUAAAAAGGUGGAAGAGCUUGUGGCAAAAAGUAAUGCGGCCCCAGUUAUCAAUCAGAGAAGAGAUCCAAGGCAGAGCAGAGACCCUAGACAAGCAGCAGCGGGUCGCAGACAAACAACCGAUUCUGUAGAGAAAGAAGAAGUGCCUACUGCUACUGUCGAAAUGUCACCAUUGCAAAAUGCUGCGAGCACAGACACACCACCACCUCAGCCAGCAGCAACUGUAGACUCUCAACAGUCACAACCCACUGUUGCUGUAGAUUCCAAACCAUCUGAACCCGCCAUCUUACAGCCAGAAAUUAAACAGACAGAAGAAGAAGCAAAGACUGAUCUCCCGCCUUUCUUGGACUCAGACACAACGGAGGUUGCUAUUCCGUUACUGGGAGAGAAGAUAGAUCCUGAACUGGAGGACAGUUACAUGGAUGCAGGUUCAAAGGUGAAGUCUAAAGAGACUGAUAAUCCCAUCAUUGAAUCUGAAAGUAAAAGUUACGACGUUUGGCCUAAUUCUGCAAGCAUUUUAAAAGCAGAGGAAAUUCCAAUAGUUGUGCAAUCUAAGGAUUCAGCUUCAUCUGAAACCCCAUACUACAGCAUUCCCUCAGUCAGCACCCCACCAGUGUCCUCUGGGCCUUCUGGCAUGUCUCAAGAUGUCACACAGGUCACCUCCUCCUAUUUGGACUCUCAGACCUCACACAUGCCUCACACUGGAGUGGGAAACUCUGAGACAGAUUACAGGAACCCACAGGAAAUUCCACCACCAAUGAAUUUCCCUCCUCCAAUAGGACCACCACCUAUGCAUGGUCCACCCCCUAUGCAGGGACCACCAUCCAUGCAGGGCCCACCACCACCCAUUCAUGUUCCUCCACCUAUACAAGGGCCUCCUCCAAUGCAGGGUCCACCCCCAAUACAGAUUCCCCCUCCAAUGCAAGGUCCUCCACCUAUUGCCGAAACAGAUCCGUCCCAGUAUGGGGCCCCAGGGCCAUAUCAACCCUACCAGAAUCAGUGGGGAAACAAUCAACAGUUUGAUGGUCCAAGAGGCCCUCCGCCUCCACCAAUGGUUGGACCAAGAGGUCCCCCUCCCUUCCCACCUAUGAGCCAGAGAGGCCCUCCACCUCAAAUAUUUGAUGGUUCUAUGGGGUCAACACCUCCCCAGCACAUUGGACAGAGAGGCCCUCCUCCUGGUCCUCCACCUCCUGGUCCUCCACCUCCUACCUUUGAUGGGCCAAGGUUUAAUGGACCACCACCUCCAUUCAUCUUUGGAUCCAGAGGGCCACCUCCACCAUUUCCAGGGCCUCCCCCAGGCCAUUUUGAUAACAGGGUGCUGCCACCAUCCCACUUUACUGGACCAAGAGGCCCACCUCCUCCUCAUCUUAUCGGAGAUCAUGGACCUCCAAAUCCAUUGUCAGAAAGAGGGCCAGGUGAUCAGUAUGACACUGAUGGUGGAAGGCCCUAUCAGCAGGGGAUGGAACAACACCAAGGACAAAAUGCCCCACAUAUGUACAGAGACAACCAGGGGUCAACUCAAGGUGCUGCCUUUAGGGGACCUCCACCGAAUCACUACGAUGGGCGAAGAGGUCCACCUGGUCCUGGAGAAAUGUCAGGACAGAGGUUUCCACCUCCUAACCAGUUCCAUGGUUCACCCCAACAUAGAGGGUCUUAUGAAGACUCAAGGGGGCCUCAAGCCCACAGGGGGCCACCACCACAGCAGUUUGGUGGGCAGUCUUCACGGUAUCACUAUGAUGACCAUUCAGCUGAUAUAAGACCGGUGCGACAUACUGGACCUCUUCUCCCAACUCCUCCGGAGGGUCCCAUCCCAAUAGGAGGUCGCAUGGGGGGGCACAGCCCAGAUUCCCAUCGGGAUGACCACUGGCGAAGGCAUUCUCCGGAAAUGAGAAGGAGGAGCAGUUCCACAAGGGAUGACUCUGAGCCACGGAACAGCGGAGAUAGGUCGAGCAGAUUUGACAGUGGCCCACGUGACCGAGAUGGUCUUCAGGGCACCUCAAGACUGUCCGAGGAGAGACAGCGGGAUUUGUCUGAAGACAGGAGGAGGGAGAGAGACCGAGAUGGGCCUCAUGGAGGCAGACCAUGGGACAGAGGUCAAGGAAAGCGCUGGAGCAGGGAGCGUGAUUGGGAUCGCAGCAGAGAGAGAGACCGAGAGAGGGAUCGCAGCCGGGGCCGAGAGGUAGACAGACAUGGAGAUGGAGAAAAGAGGAGAGACAGAGACAGGGACAGGGAGAGAGACAGAGAACGAGACAGAGAAAGAGGAAGAGAGCGGGACUCGGACAGGAAAGACCAUGAUCGAGACAGGGGAAAGAACAGGGAUAGAGAUCGGGACCGCGAUCGAGAACGUGACAGAGACCGCGACAGCAGGGACAGGAGGCGAGAUCGGUCACGGAGCCGUGAUCGAGAGCGCGGUAAAGAUCGAGACAGAGGUAGAGACCGAGACAGGGAUAGAGACAGACGAGAAAGGAGCAGGAGCAAAGACAGGAGAGAAGACAAAAAAGACAGUAAGACCGAGAAUCAAAAGGACAAUGAGAAGUCCUCCGAAACAGAGACUGCCACUGAGAAGAACACGUCCUAAUGUUUUUUUCCUCACAUUUCCUUCACAUUUAUGAGCAAAUUUACUCAUGGCUAACUGACUUCAUGUCUGACUGAAAAAUUAUAAUGUAUGAUUCUCAAUGGUUAUUUCUAUGAAUCGCUUGAAUUUGAAAGUACCCAAGUCAUGUAAACUGAUGGUCUAAUUUUUGUAGCUCCCCUUCCUCUUGCUCCAUAGUUUAUGCUUUUAUUAUAUUGAAAGUAACAGGUCUUUAUAUAAUUUCAGUUUGUUUGAGAGGUGAUUUUGUCAUACCACAAUACUGUACC
Molecule: messenger RNA, 7720 nt
Organism: Chanos chanos (milkfish)
Lineage: Eukaryota; Metazoa; Chordata; Actinopteri; Gonorynchiformes; Chanidae
Gene: dido1
Product: death inducer-obliterator 1
Exons: 16
Coding region: 33-7439 (2468 amino acids)
Biological process (GO): DNA-templated transcription; apoptotic signaling pathway
Cellular component (GO): nucleus
Source: RefSeq, a predicted model, not a curated record